Messenger RNA from Sungouiella intermedia, 888 nucleotides. The record is from the annotation of a GenBank genome assembly. Lineage: Eukaryota; Fungi; Ascomycota; Pichiomycetes; Serinales; Metschnikowiaceae.
AUGGUCUCUUCGGAUUGUCUUUGUGGCUGCUCCAUUCUCCUUAGAAUUGGCCAGAUCCUACUAGCCGUAGUUCUUUUGACCACAGUGUUGUUCCAGACAAACAAGGCUGGUCAGUUGUCUCUGUUCUCCUAUUAUUUACCGUUGCUGGCAGCUGUGUGCUCGGUGCUCUUCUACGGGUCAUUGCUUACUCAUCGUUUGCUCAUCCAUUUUUCUCCGAUCAUAGUUUUAGCUGGUGAGUUGAUCAACUGCGCGUUGUGGAAGAUGUCAUUUGUUACCUCUUCGUACGACUUUGCAAAUAACAAACCUCGCUCCUUCAGUUCGUGGUGGACAAUCACAACUGUCGGAUGCACCUUUAUGGGCUUUGCCUUUUCCACUUGUGCUUUGGUGUUGUUGUGCAGUGGCUCUAUCAGACAUGCAUGGAAGUUUGAGGAGUGGAAGAGUCGGGAAUAUUUCCUCUUGGGAGGAAUUUUCCAUAGACCAGGCACCAAGGAUGCUUGUUAUGAAAAGCAGCAUUCGGACGAGGAAUGGACAGAAGAAGGAAAGCCCCAAACCAUUUACGGUGCCAAUCCGGAAGAUUUCAUCAUAACCUCGCAGAUCAGUUUGGAUCUGAAGUAUCUGAUGGAUAAGCAGGAAAAUUACGAAGAUUCCUUUGAUAGAAGAUCGGAGGGCUACAUUCUGGACAACUCAUUCAGCUCCGACUGUCAAUCUACCCGUAGUUAUGCGUCUCUGGAGGCGCCAUCAGAGGUUUCUACGAUGAAGGGAGAUAAUAGCGAAAUCCAGGGGAUUCCGUUUGCUGAUGGCGAUAAUGACGAUGGAGGAGGAGAUGGCUGGCGCAGAUGCUCGAGCACUGCUAACGGGGCCAACGUUCCUCAAUUCUACGAAGAGUAA